CAGCACAACGGGGUCCACCACCACGGCAUCCAGCACCACGUCGCGGACAAGCACCACGGAAACGAGCAGCACCACGGUUUCCACCACGACGGCGUCGAGCACCACGUCGCGGACCAGCACUUCGGCAACGAGCAGCACUACGAGGUCGACUACCACGGAGUCCAGCACGACGUCGCGGACCAGCACGACGGAAACGAGCAGCACAACGAGGUCUUCUACUACAGAGUCGAGCACUACGUCGAGAUCCAGCAGCACAGAAACGAGCAGCUCCACGAGGUCUUCUACUACGGACUCGAGCACCACGUCGCGGACCAGCACGACGGAAACGACCCGCACCACAGGGUCCACGACUACCGAGUCGAGCAGUACCACGGUGUCCAGCACCACGGAUUCGAGCACGACUUCGCGGACCAGCACCACGGAGACGAGCAGCACAACGGGGUCCACCACGGCAUCCAGCACCACGUCGCGGACAAGCACCACGGAAACGAGCAGCACCACGGUUUCCACCACGACGGCGUCGAGCACCACGUCGCGGACCAGCACUUCGGCAACGACAGCACCACAGGGUCCACGACUACCGAGUCGAGCAGUACCACGGUGUCCAGCACCACGGAUUCGAGCACGACUUCGCGGACCAGCACCACGGAGACGAGCAGCACAACGGGUCCACCACCACGGCAUCCAGCACCACUUCGCGAACAAGCACUACCGAAUCGAGCACUACCACGGUGUCCACCACGUCGGAGUCUAGCAGCACGUCGCGGACCACAAGACCGAAACAAGCAGCACCACGGUGUCCACACGACGGAGUCGAGUACCACGUCGCGGACCAGCACAACGGACUCAAGCAGUACCACCCGGUCCACCACUACGGAGUCGAGCAGUACCACGGGGUCCAGCACGACGGAGACGAGCACUACGUCGCGGAGCAGCACUACGGAAACCAGCAGUACCACAGAGUCCACAACGACGGAAUCGAGCACGACGUCUCGGACGAGCAGCACAGAAACGAGCAGCACCACGGCUUCCACCACAACACAGUCUAGCACGACGUCGCGGACCAGUACGACGGAAACGAGCAGCGCAACGAGGUCUUCUAUUACAAGUGCCACCAGCAGCACAACUGUGACCAGCUCGAGCGCAACCAGCAGCACCACUGUGAUCAGCACGACUGGGACCAGCAGCACCACUGUGAGCAGCACCAGUGCCACCAGCAGCACCACUGUGACCAGCUCGAGCGCAACCAGCAACACCACAGUGAGCAGCACGACCGGGACCACAGCACCAUCGUCAGCAACACCAGUGCCACCAGCAGCACAACUGUGA
Messenger RNA from Prorocentrum cordatum, 1329 nucleotides. The record is from the annotation of a GenBank genome assembly. NCBI's taxonomy places the organism in Eukaryota, Dinophyceae, Prorocentrales, Prorocentraceae.